Molecule: messenger RNA, 624 nt
Organism: Saccostrea echinata
Lineage: Eukaryota; Metazoa; Mollusca; Bivalvia; Ostreida; Ostreidae
Product: thioredoxin-like protein 4A
Exons: 2
Coding region: 32-460 (142 amino acids)
Biological process (GO): mRNA splicing, via spliceosome
Cellular component (GO): U4/U6 x U5 tri-snRNP complex; U5 snRNP; spliceosomal complex
Source: RefSeq, a predicted model, not a curated record
UUUAAUCGCCUGGAAAUAACAUACUGUCAUCAUGUCUUACAUGCUUCAACAUCUUCACAAUGGCUGGCAGGUCGACCAGGCCAUAUUAGCAGAGGAGGAUCGCGUAGUGGUGAUAAGAUUUGGACACGAUUGGGACCCGUCUUGUAUGGUGAUGGAUGAAACUCUGUACAAGUGUGCUGAAAAAAUGAAAAACUUUGCUGUGGUUUACUUAGUGGAUAUUUCAGAAGUACCAGACUUCAACAAAAUGUAUGAAUUGUAUGACCCUUGCACCAUAAUGUUUUUCUAUAGAAACAAACACAUCAUGAUAGACUUGGGAACUGGUAACAACAAUAAAAUAAACUGGUCAAUGGAGGAUGUGCAGGAAUUCAUUGACAUUGUGGAAACGGUAUUUAGAGGAGCAAGAAAGGGAAGAGGUCUGGUGAUAUCACCCAAAGACUACUCAACAAAAUACAGAUACUGAUGGUCAUUCAUUUUAUCAUUUCAUGAAUCAUUCAAGGACCGUGUCAUUGAAAGUAGAUCAGAAUUGAUACUGUCUUGUACCCUGUACAAACAUUGCAUUUGUGUUGUAUGAUUUUACUUUCCUAAAAAAUGAAUCUAUAUUUUAUAUAAAGUUUAUUGCAGAUA